Molecule: messenger RNA, 7031 nt
Organism: Dentiscutata heterogama
Lineage: Eukaryota; Fungi; Glomeromycota; Glomeromycetes; Diversisporales; Gigasporaceae
Source: the annotation of a GenBank genome assembly
CCGUUGAAAUUACAAAUCAAAUUAAUAGGCUACUUGUAAGUCAGCAUGUUUUAAUGUCUGAUUACGGUGAAUCUUCACCUUAUCAACCUCAAGGAGGUUAUGUUUAUACUGAUCAACAACAGCCAUCACAGCCACAGCAACCGUUUGGCUAUCAGUAUUAUCAAUUUACUAACGUUCCAAAUCAAUACAAUGGUCAAAAUCAAUAUGGCAACACUUCACAACCUGUCGAAAAUGCAACUGAAAAGUUAGAAGAAAAAGCCCGAAAAUGGCAACAAAUGCAAUCGAAACGAUAUGGUGAAAAAAGAAAGUUUGGAUUCAUCGAACACGAAAAGGUUGAUAUGCCACCUGAACAUAUUAGAAAGAUCAUCAAAGAUCACGGCGAUAUGUCCAGCAAAAAAUAUCGUCAUGAUAAAAGAAUAUAUCUUGGUGCCUUGAAAUAUGUCCCUCAUGCUGUAUUAAAACUUUUGGAAAAUAUGCCAAUGCCUUGGGAACAGGUUCGUGAAGUACCUGUUUUAUACCAUAUUACUGGUGCAAUUACAUUCGUAAAUGAGAUUCCAUGGGUUAUCGAGCCUGUCUAUAUAGCUCAAUGGGGUACCAUGUGGAUUAUGAUGCGCAGGGAAAAACGUGAUAGACGACAUUUCAAACGUAUGCGUUUUCCGCCAUUUGAUGAUGAAGAACCUCCACUGGAUUAUGGUGAUAAUAUUCUAGAUGUCGAACCAUUAGAGGCAAUUCAAAUGGAAUUAGAAGAAGAGGAAGAUGCACCUGUCUUCGAAUGGUUUUACGACCACAAACCAUUAGUGGACACAAAAUUUGUAAAUGGACCAACAUACAGACGAUGGAAGUUGAAUUUACCAAUAAUGUCGACUUUAUACCGUUUGGCACAUCAACUAUUAUCAGACCUCACCGAUUCAAACUAUUUUUAUCUAUUUGAUCUAAAGUCAUUUUUUACUGCAAAAGCUCUAAAUAUGGCGAUUCCUGGAGGCAGCAAGUUCGAGCCUCUUUAUAGAGAUAUGGAUACAGCGGACGAUGACUGGAAUGAGUUUAAUGACAUAAAUAAAAUCAUAAUACGACAGCCUAUUCGCACUGAAUAUAAAAUUGCUUUUCCUUUUCUGUAUAAUUCUCUUCCACGAUCAGUUCAUGUGUCAUGGUAUCAUGAACCAUCUGUGGUUUAUAUUCGUUCAGAGGAUCCGGAUUUACCGGCUUUUUACUUUGAUCCUAUCAUUAAUCCUAUUUCAUCGCGUAAUUUUGUUCCACAAAACUCGGUAAUAUCUCAUGAAGAUGAAAUAUUUGGCGAUAAAGAAGAAGACGAUGAGUUUAUACUUCCAGAGAAAGUCUUUCCAUUUUUAGAAAGUACUCCACUUUAUACGGAUACUACUGCUGAUGGGAUAGCUUUAUGGUGGUCUCCACAUCCAUUUAAUAAACGUAGCGGACGAAUGCGAAGAGCAGAAGAUAUACCCCUAGUUAAGAAUUGGUAUCUUGAACAUUGCCCGCCAGGACAACCUGUUAAAGUUCGAGUUUCAUAUCAAAAGCUUAUAAAAUGUUAUGUGCUAAAUGCACUAAAACAUAGACCACCAAAGGCUUUGAAUAAAAAAUAUUUGUUCCGUCAGUUGAAAUCCACAAAAUUCUUUCAAACAACUGAACUUGACUGGGUUGAGGCCGGAUUACAAUCUCGAUUUGGAAAUGCAUUCCACUUAUGUCGUGAAAUUUUACGUCUAACAAAGUUGGUUGUCGAUUCACAUGUACAAUAUCGCUUGGGCAAUGUAGAUGCAUUCCAACUAGCUGACGGUCUUCAGUAUAUCUUUGCGCACGUCGGUCAACUGACAGGAAUGUACCGAUAUAAAUAUCGUUUAAUGAGGCAGAUUCGAAUGUGCAAAGAUUUGAAACAUCUUAUAUAUUAUCGAUUUAAUACUGGUCCAGUAGGUAAAGGACCAGGGUGUGGAUUUUGGGCACCAGGAUGGCGAGUUUGGUUAUUUUUUAUGAGAGGGAUAGUUCCUCUUUUAGAACGUUGGCUUGGAAAUUUGUUGGCUCGUCACUUUGAAGGCCGUCACUCUAAGGGAAUUGCAAAGACUGUAACUAAGCAACGUGUAGAAUCUCAUUACGAUCUUGAACUUCGCGCUGCAGUCAUGCAUGAUAUCCUAGAUAUGAUGCCUGAAGGUAUCAAGGCGAACAAAUCAAAGACUAUAUUACAACAUCUAAGUGAAGCAUGGAGGUGUUGGAAAGCAAACGUCCCAUGGCAUAUAAUGGGAAUGCCAAAACCUAUUGAGAAUAUGAUCUUAAGAUAUGUUAAAAGCAAAGCAGAUUGGUGGACUAGUGUAGCACAUUAUAAUAGAGAAAGAAUUAGAAGGGGUGCAACAGUUGAUAAAACGGUUUGCAAGAAAAAUCUUGGUCGUUUGACGCGUUUGUGGCUAAAAGCUGAACAAGAGCGUCAACAUAAUUAUCUCAAAGAUGGUCCUUAUAUAACAGCAGAGGAAGCAGUAGCUAUAUAUACGUCUACUGUCCAUUGGUUGGAAAGCCGUAAAUUUUCACCAAUUCCCUUUCCACCUCUAUCCUACAAACAUGACACAAAAUUGUUAAUUUUGGCUCUUGAAAGGUUGAAAGAAGCUUAUAGUGUUAAAGGACGUCUUAAUCAAAGCCAAAGAGAAGAGUUAGGAUUGAUCGAACAGGCAUAUGAUAAUCCACAUGAGGCAUUAAGUCGAAUUAAACGUUUACUAUUAACACAGAGAGCCUUUAAAGAAGUCGGAAUUGAGUUUAUGGAUCUUUAUAGUCAUUUGAUUCCAGUAUUUGACGUCGAACCACUCGAAAAAAUUACUGAUGCUUACCUUGAUCAAUAUCUUUGGUAUGAAGGUACAAAGAGAAACCUAUUUCCAGCGUGGGUCAAACCAUCAGACACUGAACCUCCGCCAUUGCUUGUUUACAAAUUUUGCCAAGGAAUUAAUAACUUGACAGAUGUUUGGGAAACAUCCCAAGGGGAGAUUAAUGUCAUGCUAGAAACACAAUUUAGUAAAGUUUAUGAAAAGAUUGAUUUAACUUUGUUGAACAGGCUCUUAAGAUUGAUCUUAGAUCAUAACUUGGCUGAUUAUAUGACCGCGAAGAAUAACGUAGUACUUAACUAUAAAGAUAUGAAUCAUGUAAAUGCAUAUGGCCUUAUUCGUGGAUUACAAUUUGCUAGUUUUAUCUUUCAAUAUUAUGGGCUCAUUUUGGAUUUAUUGGUUAUUGGACUUCAAAGAGCUUCAGAAAUUGCUGGUCCUCCUCAGAUGCCAAAUGACUUCUUACAGUUCCGCGACGUUGCUACAGAGACUCGACAUCCUAUUAGAUUAUAUUGUCGCUACAUAGAUAAAAUUCAUAUUUUCUUCCGAUUUAAUGCAGAUGAGGCUAGAGAUCUAAUUCAACGUUAUUUGACCGAACAUCCAGAUCCAAACUCAGAAAACAUUGUUGGUUACAAUAACAAGAAAUGUUGGCCACGAGAUUGUCGCAUGCGAUUAUUUAAGAGUGAUGUUAAUGCUGGAAGAGCUGUAUUCUGGGAUAUAAAAAAUAGAUUACCACGUUCGCUUACUACAAUAGAAUGGGAAGAUACUUUUUGUAGCGUUUAUUCUAAGGACAAUCCAAAUGUUUUAUUUUCUAUGUGCGGUUUUGAGGUUAGAAUUCUUCCAAAGAUUCGAAGUCUCAACGAGGAAUUCACUCUCAAAGAUGGAGUUUGGAACUUAAUAAAUGAGCAAACAAAAGAAAGAACAGCUCAGGCAUUCCUUCGCGUUGACGAAGAAUCAAUGCAAAAAUUCCACAAUCGUGUUCGUCAAAUAUUAAUGGCUAGCGGAUCAACCACAUUUAGUAAAAUCUCCAAUAAAUGGAAUACUUGUCUUAUUGGACUAAUGUCCUAUUUUAGAGAAGCAGUUGUGCAUACACGUGAAUUAUUGGACAUAAUCGUUAAAGCGGAAAAUAAAAUUCAAACAAGAAUUAAGAUUGGACUUAAUUCAAAGAUGCCUUCUAGAUUUCCACCUGUCGGACUAGGAAUGUUAUCUAUGGGGCACGUUCUCAUACCGCAAAGUGAUCUUCGUUGGAGUCAACAAACAGAGACUGGAAUAACCCACUUUAGAUCAGGAAUGAGUCACGAAGAAGAUCAGCUAAUACCGAAUUUGUUCAGAUACCUUCAACCUUGGGAGUCGGAAUUUAUUGACUCUCAACGUGUGUGGGCCGAAUAUGCACUUAAACGUCAAGAAGCUAAUGCCCAAAAUAGAAGAUUGACCCUUGAAGAUCUUGAAGAUUCUUGGGAUCGUGGUUUACCAAGAAUAAACACUUUAUUUUCUAAAGAUCGACAUACCUUAGCUUAUGAUAAAGGGUGGCGUGUCAGAACGGACUUUAAGCAAUAUCAAGUAUUAAAGAACAAUCCAUUCUGGUGGACACAUUCCAGACAUGAUGGAAAACUUUGGUGUCUCAAUAAUUAUAGAUCUGAUAUGAUUCAAGCUUUAGGUGGAGUCGAAGGGAUCUUAGAACAUACACUCUUUAAAGGAACAUACUUUGUUACAUGGGAAGGAUUAUUUUGGGAAAAGGCGUCAGGUUUUGAGGAGAGUAUGAGAUAUAAGAAAUUGACGAAUGCUCAGCGUUCUGGUCUAAACCAAAUUCCCAAUCGUCGAUUUACGUUAUGGUGGUCGCCAACAAUUAAUCGAGCAAACGUAUACGUUGGUUUCCAAGUCCAACUAGAUCUUACGGGUAUAUUUAUGCACGGAAAGAUUCCAACUUUAAAGAUUUCGUUGAUUCAAAUUUUCAGAGCCCAUUUAUGGCAAAAGGUGCACGAAAGUGUUAUUAUGGAUCUUUGUCAAGUAUUUGAUUCUGAACUUGAAAGUUUGCAGAUAGAGACAGUGCAAAAAGAGUCUAUUCACCCUAGAAAAUCAUACAAGAUGAACUCAUCAUGUGCUGAUAUAUUACUAUUUGCCUCAUAUAAAUGGAACAUAUCUAAACCUUCGCUUUUGAAUGAUAAUAAGGAUGUUAUGGAUGGAACAACAACAUCAAGAUGGUUUGUGGAUUGUCAACUAAGAUGGGGUGAUUUUGAUUCUCACGAUAUUGAAAGAUAUACGAGAGCAAAAUUCCUAGAUUAUUCUACUGAUAAUAUGAGCAUAUAUCCAUCACCAUUUGGUAUUAUGAUUGGUAUCGACUUGGCCUAUAAUCUGCAUAGUGCUUAUGGUCAUUGGAUUCCAGGAAUGAAGCCAUUGAUUCAAUCUGCGAUGGCUAAAAUUAUGAAAGCCAAUCCAGCAUUAUACGUUUUGCGAGAACGUAUCCGAAAAGGUUUACAAUUAUACAGUUCAGAACCUACUGAACCAUACUUAUCAUCUCAGAACUAUUCCGAAUUAUUUUCAAAUCAAAUUAUUUGGUUCGUGGAUGAUACGAACGUAUAUCGUGUGACAAUCCAUAAAACAUUCGAAGGAAACUUGACAACUAAACCUAUCAAUGGUGCUAUUUUCAUUUUCAACCCAAGAACUGGUCAGCUAUUUUUAAAAAUCAUUCACACAUCUGUCUGGGCCGGACAAAAACGUUUGGGUCAAUUAGCGAAAUGGAAAACUGCCGAAGAAGUGGCUGCCUUGAUUCGUUCAUUACCGAUUGAAGAACAACCUAAACAGAUUAUUGUAACUAGAAAAGGAAUGUUGGAUCCUCUUGAAGUACAUUUACUUGAUUUCCCAAAUAUUGUCAUCAAAGGAAGUGAGUUACAAUUACCGUUCCAAGCUUGUCUCAAGCUCGAAAAAUUUGGAGAUUUGAUCUUACGCGCUACAGAGCCUCAAAUGACAUUGUUCAAUCUGUUCGAUGAUUGGCUUAAAACGAUUUCUUCAUAUACUGCGUUUUCUCGUCUUAUCCUUAUACUAAGAGCCUUACAUGUAAACACAGAAAAAACAAAAUUGAUUUUACGUCCCGAUAAGAAUACAAUAACGGAACCCCAUCAUAUCUGGCCAACGUUAAGUGAUGAAGAAUGGAUCAAAGUCGAAGUCGCACUUAAAGAUUUAAUUUUGGCAGAUUACGGAAAAAAGAACAAUGUUAAUGUCGCUUCUCUAACUCAAUCUGAAAUUCGUGAUAUUAUACUUGGUAUGGAAAUUUCAGCACCAUCACUUCAACGCCAGCAGAUCGCAGAAAUUGAGAAACAAACUAAAGAACAAAGUCAGCUUACUGCUGUUACAACCAAGACUCAAAAUGUGCAUGGUGACGAAAUGCUAGUUGUUACUACAAGCAACUACGAGACACAAACAUUCUCGUCAAAGACAGAAUGGCGCGUGCGAGCUAUUUCAUCAACAAAUUUACACCUUCGUACUAACCAUAUCUAUGUUAAUGCUGAAGAUAUAAGAGAUACCGGUUAUACUUAUGUCCUACCAAAGAAUGUGCUCAAACGUUUUAUUCAAAUCUCCGAUCUCCGCACUCAAAUUUCAGCUUAUUUGUAUGGAAUUUCACCACGUGAUAAUGCUCAAGUCAAAGAAAUUAGAGCAUUGGUUAUUGUUCCGCAAUAUGGUACUCACCAAACAGUCAAUCUGCCUAACAUGCUUCCAGAUCACGAACAAAUUAGAGACCUUGAACCACUUGGACUUAUUGUCACGCAGCCGUUCGAAACCGCACAGCUUUCUCCAACUAUUUUAUCUUUACAUGCUAGAAUAGUAGCAGAUAAUAAGAAUUGGGAUGGCGAUAAGACAAUCACAAUGACUGUGAGCUUUACACCCGGAUCAUGCUCUCUCACAGCUUAUAAAUUAACACCUGCUGGAUUCGAAUGGGCUCGUAAUAACAAAGACACAUCAAUGAAUCCACCAGGUUAUCUUCCGACAUUUGCAGAAAAAGUCCAAAUGUUACUCUCAGAUCGAUUUAUGGGAUUCUUCAUGGUUCCGGAAAAUGAUAUUUGGAAUUAUUCAUUCAUGGGUCCUAGUCAUAGUACAAGUAUGAAAUAUACUCUUAAGCUUGAUGUUCCUAAAGAGUUUUAUCAUGAAUUACAUAGGCCACAACAUUUUCUCAAUUUCUCUUCCAUGGAGGAAGAUGUUGAAGCUGAUCGUGAAGAUUCAUUUGCUUAA